UCGGCAGGGACUUGUGUGCAGAUAUUACUUCUCCAUCAGCCUUGAUGCCAGUCCCGGCCCCGUACUCGAGUUGAACGCCUCGCCGCAAGACCCUCGACUCCGAGGUCUUGGGCGGAGUUUGUCAUCCGGACGUAAUGAACUAUCGCACUGGCCACGGAAUGCUUGCUAUUUCCGCUUGAACCCUGUGCUGUGUAGCGUACAAAAUAUAGUUCUAUGGCUUGCAUCGCAUCUCCAGGGUUCCGGGGGAAGAAAGGGAUGAUGGACAGCUGUCUGCACUGGGUAUGCCAUCUCGAAAUCCAGCAGAUCCUAAGUAAGUUGCUUUGUCGCAGAGUGUUUCGGCAACGUGUGCUCGAUCGAGUAAGAGCCAGGAAGUCCGCUAGAUCGAUGCAUACAGUUCGUUACGUGUAAAGAGAGGUCGUACAGACAAGCGUCCGCAAUGGCAAGGGGCGUCGACAAAAUGGUUGCUUGUGUCUGAUUCACUAUCCCGCCCCGUGCAAUAGCAACCGGGGAUAAUUCUCCCAACCUCGUGUGCUAGAGGAAAAAAUGAUUGG
Messenger RNA from Colletotrichum navitas, 551 nucleotides. RefSeq lists its product as uncharacterized. The record is from RefSeq and is a predicted model, not a curated record. The transcript has a single exon. Bases 214 to 408 code for a protein of 64 amino acids. Lineage: Eukaryota; Fungi; Ascomycota; Sordariomycetes; Glomerellales; Glomerellaceae.